This is a messenger RNA of Necator americanus (New World hookworm), 2337 nucleotides long. RefSeq lists its product as uncharacterized. The coding region runs from base 1 to 2337 and encodes 778 amino acids. NCBI's taxonomy places the organism in Eukaryota, Metazoa, Nematoda, Chromadorea, Rhabditida, Ancylostomatidae. The record is from RefSeq and is a predicted model, not a curated record. Gene Ontology annotation, cellular component: membrane; mitochondrion; microtubule. Gene Ontology annotation, molecular function: microtubule binding; GTP binding; GTPase activity. Gene Ontology annotation, biological process: mitochondrial fission. The transcript is spliced from 20 exons.
AUGAUUGUGAUUGAUGGAAUCCCAUUCGUCCACAUCGUCAUCAGUUUCGGUCGUUUCACUUACUUAUCGAUUGACAUGGGCGGGAUGGAAUCCCUUAUACCGGUUGUGAAUAAAUUACAAGAUGUAUUUGCCACGCUUGGACGUCGAGAGGAUCAAAUUCAGUUGCCACAGAUCGUCGUCAUAGGAUCACAAAGUGCGGGAAAAAGCUCUGUGCUAGAGAACCUCGUGGGUCGCGAUUUUUUGCCCCGAGGAACAGGAAUUGUCACCAGAAGACCGCUCAUACUUCAUCUAGCUCACGUGCCAGUUGAUGAUGAACUGAGACGGAGAAAACCCGAUGGAACGAUGCUCAACGACGACUGGGCCAUGUUCGAACACACAAGUCGGAAGAUUUUCACCGAUUUUGAUGAAGUCCGGAAGGAAAUCGAGGCUGAAACUGAUAGGCUUACUGGUUCCAAUAAGGGUAUUUCUCCUGUUCCGAUAAUACUCAGGAUAUACUCGAAAAAUGUAGUGAACUUAUCACUGGUUGAUCUGCCUGGAAUUACGAAAAUUCCUGUUGGAGACCAACCUGCUAACAUCGAGGAGCAAAUUCGCGAAAUGUUACUUUCGUACAUUUCUAACCCUUCGUCGAUCAUUCUAGCAGUGACUCCAGCUAAUCAAGAUUUCGCUACAUCUGAACCUAUAAAAAUGGCACGCGAAGUAGAUCCUGAGGGUCAGCGUACGUUGGCUGUCUUAACAAAAUUGGAUUUGAUGGAUCAAGGAACUGAUGCAAUGGAUGUUUUGAUGGGCAAAGUUGUUCCUGUUAAGUUGGGCAUAAUUGGUGUUGUUAACCGCUCUCAGCAAGCAAUCAUUGACAACAAACCUAUCUCUGACGCUGUGAAAGAUGAGCAAUCAUUUCUUCACCGCAAGUACCCCACACUUGCAAGUAGAAAUGGAACACCUUACCUCGCUAAGAAGUUGAAUUUGCUACUCAUGCAUCAUAUUCGCAAUUGUCUACCAGCACUCAAAGCACGAGUUUCUAUAAUGCACGCUCAAUGUCAGGCUGACCUUCAAGCGUUUGGAGAACCAGUCGAUGACAAAAGCAGAACCCUUCUUCAAAUAAUUACGCGAUUCGCUACAGCAUAUACUUCAACAAUUGAGGGAACCGCCAGAAACAUCGAAACUACGGAGCUUUGUGGUGGAGCCCGAAUUUGCUUCAUCUUUCAUGAAACAUUCGGGAAGUCUCUAGAAUGUGUGAAUCCGCUUGAAAAUCUUACCGAAAUGGAUAUUCUCACGGCAAUAAGGAAUGCUACAGGCCCACGACCUGCUUUAUUCGUUCCUGAAGUCGCAUUUGAGUUGUUGGUGAAGCGCCAAAUCCAGCGCCUCGAGGAACCCAGCCUGCGAUGUGUGGAGCUGGUUCACGAAGAAAUGCAACGGAUGGUCAAACAUUGUGGUCUGACAACACAGCAAGAAAUGCAGAGAUUCCCUCGGCUCUAUGACAAGAUAAAUGAGGUUGUGAGUGGAGUACUGAAAAGUCGUCUCCGACCCACUAAUGAAAUGGUGGCGAACCAGGUGGCCAUUGAGCUUGCCUACAUUAACACAAGACAUCCGGAGUUUGUUGGGGAAGCUAACAAAACUCUGGUAAAUGCAGAGGAAAUGAUAUCAGACAGAGGUAGAACUAGGCAAAGAGCUGGUUCGGUAGGGGAGAGAGCAUCAAGCGCCAAUUCCGAGCAGGGACCAUAUGUGGUUCGUAUGCGCGAUGGGCAUGAAGCUGUGUUUCCGAGCGCUUCUACAACGAGCAUCGACCGCCGAGCGAUUAAAUCAGUUCACUUCCCGAAUUACAGCUUACUCAAGGAGAUGGUGAAUGCAGUGCCACUACAACUUAGCGGCGAUUCUCCGUCCAAUGGCAUACCAAAGCCUCAAAUAAUGAAUGGGGAGACCAAGAAGUCUUCGUCGUGGUGGUUUGGAAAAUCGAAUGCCCAGGAAUCACCUGAAGUUCCAAAGAAUCCUGCUGUCAUUUUGCCGGAAGUCCCAGAGAAGCCACUUGCUCGUCAACUAACGCGUAAUGAACAGAAGGACUGCCUUAUCAUUGAGCGGUUGAUUCGGAAGUAUUUCAUGAUCGUGCGGAAAAAUGUGCAAGAUAGCGUACCGAAAGCAAUAAUGCACUUUUUGGUGAACUACGUCAGGGAUAACCUUCAGUCCGAAUUAGUGCGACAAUUGUACAAGCCAGAUUUAUUGGAAGAUUUGCUUGCUGAAACAGCAGACAUGGCUCAGCGUAGGAAAGAAACCCUAGAAACGAUGAAGGCCCUCAACCAAGCAAGUUUGAUAAUUAGCGAAGUGCGAGAAACCCAACUAUGGUAG